UGGUGUAAACAUCAGGCGAAAUGUUGGCUAAGAUAACAGUGUUCGCUUUACUGGCUGUUGCUGUCCAUUGCAAUGUCCCCGGCAAAGACUACUCAAGCUUUUCAUACGGUGUAUCCGACCCUCAUACUGGCGACGUUAAAAACCAACAGGAAACCCGUGUAGGAAGUACUGUUGUAGGUCAGUACUCGCUUCUCGAGUCUGACGGCACUAAGCGCAUCGUGGAUUACUCUGCCAACCCUAGUACUGGUUUCAACGCUGUGGUUCGUAAGGAUGGUGUCUCAGUUCACCCGUCGGGGCCAGUAGGAUAUGCAGCACCAGCAUACUCCGGUUACAGUGGAUACGCAGCUCCUUACGGUCAUGGUGCUGUCAGUUAUUCGAAUCUGUACAAUAGCGUCGCAUCUCAUGGACUCGGAUAUGGCGCGGGAGCAUACGGACACGGAGCUGGUCUCGGAUACGGAACCGGUCUGGGCUACGGGGCUGGACUUACUGGGUACAAAAGCGGUCUGGGUUACGCUGGAUUAGGAUACGGCGCGGGUCUCGGAUACAAUGCAGGUCUCGGAUACAACGCAGGUCUCGGAUACGGCGCUGGUCUCGGAUAUGGGACUGGUUUAGGUUACGCGUCUGGUCUCGGAUACGGUUAUGGAGCUGGUCUUGGUUAUGGUAGCCGUUUGGGUUGGUAGAAAACAUAAAUAUCAGGCUGAUUUAUGAUGUGAUCGAAUUAAAACCAUAUCUGAAAGAUGUCAAAACAUAUUUUUGAAUGAAGUCUAUUAAAAUUAAAACGUUACAUAUAUGUAAAUAAAAAUAAUAGACAUGUAAAUAAACUAUUUUGUAAAAUAAACUUCUAUAAAGUUAUAAAAGAACAAACAUUUUCAAAUAUUAUUUUAUUUCGAUUAACAAAAUGAUUCUGUCGUAACAACGCCUGCUAUUUGGUAUGAAAUGGACUUUUUGAAUUACUUCGCAACAUGUAAAUAUACUUAAUUUCUUGCA
Achroia grisella is the source of this 987-nucleotide messenger RNA. Its product is annotated as keratin-associated protein 6-2-like. The transcript is spliced from 2 exons. Lineage: Eukaryota; Metazoa; Arthropoda; Insecta; Lepidoptera; Pyralidae. Bases 21 to 680 code for a protein of 219 amino acids. Gene Ontology annotation, cellular component: extracellular matrix. The record is from RefSeq and is a predicted model, not a curated record.